Fusarium subglutinans is the source of this 2148-nucleotide messenger RNA. RefSeq lists its product as uncharacterized. The record is from RefSeq and is a predicted model, not a curated record. Gene Ontology annotation, molecular function: DNA-binding transcription factor activity, RNA polymerase II-specific; RNA polymerase II transcription regulatory region sequence-specific DNA binding. Lineage: Eukaryota; Fungi; Ascomycota; Sordariomycetes; Hypocreales; Nectriaceae. Gene Ontology annotation, cellular component: nucleus. Gene Ontology annotation, biological process: regulation of transcription by RNA polymerase II. The transcript has 2 exons. The coding region runs from base 1 to 2148 and encodes 715 amino acids.
AUGUCUUCCAGUGAAGAUACUGCUUCUGUCAUGUCGCUUGACGACGAGCCUCUUCACCAAGCGCCUGAAGGCUACUAUGUCGGGGUCGAGUGCCCAAAUGAAGAGGAACAGUUCACUUUCACUUGUCCCUACAAGCACGACAAGAACUGGCACCAAGGUCCAUACGCGUGCGGGCAAUGCCAUGUGAACUUUGCUGCUCAACCUGCACUUCAACGACAUGCCAAGGCAAGCAAGCAUAACACCAAGUGGAUUUGUGAGGAUGAGGACUGCGAGAUGGUCGGAGAAGCUUUUGAGACAAAUGCCCUCUUUCGCCAGCAUAUUCCAGACUCGAGUGGCCACAAGUACUGGUUUGCGGAUGAGACUGCAGAUGAUGACGACUCGGUGUUCACACCAUCUGUCAACUCUGGUCAUCCGAGCGCAGAAGAUGAUGUUUUUGGGCCUUUUGCAGCAGAUGGAAAUAUCUGUAAAGAGCCCUGUUGCCGACACUACGGUACGGAUUACAAGUGCAAGUCCGAGUUCAUCCGUCACGCAGACACAGGCGCACAUCGAACUGCCGCGAAUCUUAACAAAGUCUUGCUCUCCGGCGUUCCUACUGUCUCCGCACUCCAGGCCGAGCAGGAAGGUCUUCGAUCUUUCCGUUGCACUUCUCGUCACUGCCACCGACACGGGGAAGUCUUUAGUACAGCAAAAUCAUUCUUCAACCACUUGAAAGACGACGAACAUCGCGACGGGUGGUAUGUCAAAUUCGACGACGAUGACCUAGAUUACAGUAGCGAUAGAGAUGUCUUGCCCGGAAUUCAGUUCUACGCUGGUGGCAAAAAGGGCAGAUGCGUCAACGAGAAAUGCCCUCGGUUUCGUUUCCAGUUUGACUCUUAUGGCGCUAUGAAGCAGCAUAGUAGAUCACUUGGUCACGCCCGGGCGGAAGAAGACAUGGAGUUUACUGACGCGGACGAAUCAGGCGAAGAACUCUGGAAGAAAAGCGCGGUACAUGGCAUGGAGGUCGCGGAGGAUGGAUUACUCUGGAAGUGCACCAAGCAAGGCUGCAAGAAGUUCAACGUUGUUAUCAAAGGGCUUGGAAACGCCAAGAGUCACUACAACUCUGAUACUCACCUCAUGGCCGCGGAUGAGAUCGCCACUUCAUCUGACGAAUCCGUCGAACAUAUCGAGGGCAUGGAGUCCUUGAAAGACGGCGACGGCUGGAGGUGCCUCAAGCGCGGUUGCCGAAAAUUCAACAAACUAUUCUCGCAUCUGGGCAAUGCCAAAAAGCACGCCCGCGGUGACAGCCAUGCCUUGGCCGAGGAGCCCGACUCUGCAGAUGAGAAUCUCGACGGGUUGGAGUACUCGAUGGAAGAAGGUGUCUGGACUUGUGUUAAACCUGGCUGCAAGCGAAUGAACUCCAUCUAUCAGCAUCUCGCCAGCGCCCGAAAACAUGCCAAUGCGAACUUUCAUGCUCUAGCUGAGGAACCUGCGGAGGAAAUUGUGGAGGAUAUCGAGGGCAUGGUGGCCUUGGAUGGGGGGCGUGCUUAUAUGUGUAUCAAGUUCGGCUGCAAAGGCUCGGGCAAAGCCUACUCCAACGUCCGCUCUGCCAAGUUGCAUGCAAACGCUAGAACUCACAUGAGGGCCGGUGAGGUUUCAGCUUUCAUGCCCAGUCAGUUCAAUAUGGACUUGUUCGCAACUCCGACGCGAACUCCGAGGAAUCUACUGCUUACACCCAUGGAGACAGAGGAAUCGACCAUCGUUGUCACCCCGGGGAGCCCUUCUGCUGGUCGUGGAACCAAAAUAGGCGCACGAAACAAUACCUCUGCUCGGAUUACGAAGACGAUUCGACUACGAAGGCCUUCGGUUCAUAAGCAGGAAGAGCUUGAGAGAAAAAACCGAGAGCUAGAAAGCCGUGUCGCCAAGCUAGAGAUACAGAUUGGCCAGGUCCUUGGUUUACAGAGUCCUCCAAUCAAGAACAAUGCGCACUAUCAGAGUUCUCAAAUCCAUCAGGGCUCCCGGGAUUAUCAGAGUGCGCAGUUGUUUCAGCAGGUGCCUGAAGCUGCUCAAAUUCCUGAGACUACAUGCGCGCGUGUUGAAGGUUUAUCCAAGUUUGUGCGGGCAGCGUACCGUCCUAAGAUGUCAAUGCCCGUUGACGAGGAUGAACUGUAA